This is a messenger RNA of Schistosoma guineensis, 2851 nucleotides long. The record is from the annotation of a GenBank genome assembly. NCBI's taxonomy places the organism in Eukaryota, Metazoa, Platyhelminthes, Trematoda, Strigeidida, Schistosomatidae.
GGGGAAGCAAAAAAACACCUCAGUAAAACGUUUGUUCAAUUGUCAUGACAAAAUUAUUCUUUCUUGACAGCGAAUUUCAAGUAUACAAUUAACAAACUUAUAUGAAUAAUACAAUGUACUCUUCAACUGAGAUUAUACAUAACAAAUAGAUCCCUGUAUACAUAACGUAAAGAUUACAAUUAAUCAUAGUAUAGUAUCAAUCAUUGAACUAUACAGAAUACAAUUACUUAGAACAGGAUCACUUUUUUAUAUCAUUUAUAUUCAUCAUAACUGGAUAGAUUCAAGUGCUAUAGCAAUCAACUCAAGAUAUUAAAAACAGUGAAUGAUUUGUAAAAUACAAAAAAAAAACAAAAAAGAAAAAAGAACCAGUCAGAAUAAUUGCCAUUUCUAUCCAUAAUUAUGAAACUUUUAUUCAAUGAUUCUUUAACAUCUUUGAAUAUUUCAAUAAAUGAUAAUGAUUUCAAUGAUUCAAUGAAUAAUCAACAAUUGAAUAUUGAACAUGUUCAUAAUGAAACUGUUUUAAAUAGUACAACUCCUAGUGUCAACUAUUCAACGACUGAAUCAAUGAUCAAUGAUAUUGAGAUAGUGAAUACAACAACAAUAAUGAUGAAUAUAACAGAUAAUAUAACCAUCAUGAAUGAUACUACUAAUUAUAUUACAGUAGAUUAUCAUAAAGAGGAUUUAAGAACAAUCACUACACAUCCUACUAUCGAUGUAAAUUCUAAGAAAAUAACAGAAGUUAAUAGGAAUUCAUGGACAUCAUUAACAUCAUUAUCAACACCAUAUAUAUCACGUAUAGAAGAUAGUGAAACACACCAAGUUUAUAGAUCAUUCUCAGCACCAGUUGAUAUAACUCAUACAAAAACUGGACAAGCUACAUUGAAACAUCAACAACUAUUAAUAAAACAUCCAGCUGAAAGAACUGAACAUAAAGGAUUGUCCUAUGGUGGUAUCGUCAGUCUUUCUAUACUGGGGGUCACUUUCGGUUUAUUAUUACUAAUUUGGUUUUGUAAACGUUGUUUAUUGAAAAAACGUCGAUCAAAAAAAGAUGGUAAAAAAAUGUCAUUAGCUGGUGGAAAAUUAGCAGCGGAUUUAAAAACAGCAGCUCAUUUAUCAGAAGCAUUAAAAAGUCAAGAUAAGGUUGCAUUGAAAACCGACAUGGAAAUGAAUGAACAAGAACAAGUGGGUGAUCAUGAAAAGGAGAAACAAUAUUUUGGAAAAUUACAAUUUUCAUUAGAUUAUGAUUUUCAAAAAGCUGAGUUAACAGUUGGUGUAAUUCAAGCUAAUGAUUUACCAGCUAUGGAUAUGUGUGGUACAUCUGAUCCUUAUGUAAAAGUUACUUUAUUACCGGAUAAAAAGAAAAAAUAUGAAACAAAAGUACAUCGGAAAAUUUUAAAUCCUAUAUUUAAUGAAACAUUUAUUUUCAAGAUUCCCUAUGCUGAAAUCAGUUCAAAAACGAUUUCGUUUACUGUUUAUGAUUUCGACCGAUUUUCCAAACAUGAUCAGAUUGGACAAAUCAAAGUACCAUUGAGUACUGUAGAUUUAUGCAAUGUGAUUGAAGAAUGGCGUGACUUAAGUCCUCCAGAAGGGGAAGGUGAGAAGGAAAAUCGUCUAGGUGAUAUUUGCUUCUCAUUGCGUUAUGUUCCAACAUCUGGUCGAUUAAAUGUGAAUAUAUUAGAAGCUAAAAAUUUGAAAAAAAUGGAUGUCGGUGGACUUUCAGAUCCCUAUGUGAAACUUUCAUUAAUGUUUAAUGGUAAACGUAUUAAAAAAAAGAAAACAACAAUUAAGAAAUACACAUUAAAUCCUUAUUACAAUGAAUCAUUUGCAUUCGAUGUACCAUUUGAUCAAAUACAAAAAGUCAAUUUAAUUGUCACUGUUGUUGACUAUGAUCGUAUUGGAACCUCUGAACCAAUAGGUCGAAUUGUAUUAGGUUGUAAUGCAACAGGUGCAGCACUUCGUCAUUGGUCAGAUAUGUUAGCUAAUCCAAGACGUCCUAUAGCACAAUGGCAUACAUUACAAGAUAUGCCAGAAAAGAAUUGAAUCUAUUCUUUUUUCUUUAAAAUAAAUCAAAGAAACCUUUUCAAUAUUCAAUUAUGUUAUAUCACACCGUAUAGCCUUUAUGUAAUUUGAAUGUUUACUGAACAUAUUUUGCUCAUAUUAAAUGAGAUUGAAAAUUCAUUAUCAAAGCAAACUGUGGAUAUCCGUAUAAAAUUUGCUUGUAAACUAUAUACUAUAGUCGUUUAUUUAUUGUCACCAACUCUAUGCUUGAAUCAUUUAUAAUCAGCAUAACAAAAAACUGUGUUAUGGAUGUUGAUUUAAACAAUGAAUGUCGAAAUUGAUCACACAUUUUAAUGAAGAUUUGUACUCUGAGCUUAUUAGUUUGGUCAUGAAGUCUUCAUCACUUUUCUGAAUAACAUCAUCAACACAAACUUCACAUUGAAGUAAAGUGCUCGAAUAAUGAUGAAAACCUCACGAUCAAACUAUUCAACCUUAAACUACAAGUCUUCUCCACUAUCUUAAUCACCAUCUAAACAAAUACAUGCUGAUGAAUAUCAUUCAUUCAAUGAUUAUUGAUGAUUUAAUAAAUAUUCAAAACUUAUUAUUUAGCUUUUCUUGCAUUUAUUUUCAUGAUUUUUUUCACAAAAAUAUUGAUUAAGAAACGAAGUGUUGUAGAACCCGCCAAUUUUUUUUUCAGAAUUUGAUUGAUUUAAACAAUCAUUUCAUAUUUUAUCUCUAUAUUUAUAUACAGCUUGAUUUGAAUUGAGUUUUGUUUAAUUCUUCUUUUCAUGUAUUUAUAUUUGCAUUGUAAAGCUUGUUCUCAUUAAUUAAAAUAUUUGUGAAUAAUUUUAUC